AUGCGCACGCUACUGGAGAGCAGCUGGAUGAAGUUUGGUCCAGCCGGCAGGGGUACCUAUGACUGGGUGACGGGGAUGCCACCCCCGCCUGUGGAGAAACAACUGCAGGGUUACCACUGGAAUGAGCUGACCCCUGGAGAGGAAACCAAGUCUGGGGUUAUCUUCUAUGUUGUUCUGCCCACUGCUUCGCUCCUUUUCAUUGGUCUACUGGCUUUCCUUGUUUAUAAAAAGUGCUCCCGCAACAAGCUAGGCCCGGCUAACAUCAUUGCGCUGGACUUGCAGGACACAGAGGGCAAUGCUGAGUUCCUGUCCUCCCUGACCUGGGAUGCUGAGCAGUUUCCUAGCUUGAGCUCAGACACAUCGGAUGGCGUCUUCCUCAUGGUGUACUUGCCGCCCCCUUAUGAGGAGACACUCACCAAGAUAACCAGGGCUGCCAGCACCUCCAGCUCAAAGGAUGUGGAGUCUGUGAAGAUCGAGGACCUGGAGGCCGAGCUGUGCCCCAAGACCAAGUCAAGUGGCCGUUAUAUGUAA
Messenger RNA from Megalops cyprinoides (Indo-Pacific tarpon), 531 nucleotides. Its product is annotated as small integral membrane protein 28-like. Bases 1 to 531 code for a protein of 176 amino acids. The transcript has 2 exons. The record is from RefSeq and is a predicted model, not a curated record. NCBI's taxonomy places the organism in Eukaryota, Metazoa, Chordata, Actinopteri, Elopiformes, Megalopidae.